AUGAUAAGUCCUUCGUCAACAACAUUACCAUCUAAUAAUCGAUCACGUGUUAAACUCUAUACAUUAAAUGAAGAACGUCAAUGGGAUGAUCGUGGGACAGGUUUUGUAACAUGUACAACACCUAUUGCACCUAAUACAAAUCAUGCACUUAUUGUUAAAUCAGAAGUAGAUGGUUCAACAUUACUGGAUUCAAAAAUUCUAUUAAAUACAAAAUAUCAAAAACAACAAGAAACUUUAAUCGUUUGGUCUGAAGGAGAUAAACAUGAUUUAGCACUAAGCUUUCAAGAGAAAGCGGGUUGUGAUGACAUUUGGGAAAAUAUAUGCGAUGUUCAAGGUAAAGAUUCUUCAUCAUUUUUAAAUAAUACUAAUUUAACAUCUGAAUCAAAUGGUUCAACAAUCUAUGAAUCCGAUGAUGAAUGUGCUGGUGAAUCAAAUGAUAAUUAUUUACCAUCAACAAUAACAUUACCACCAGUUGAUCUAUCUCAUUUACGUGAUAUAUGUGAUUUAUUUAGUCCCGAUAAAGUUCGUGAUGCUUCACGUCGUGAUUUAUUAGCACGUGCAAUUGAAUCUGGAAAUUAUAUUCGAAAAUUAAUUGAUCUAUUUCAUAUAUGUGAAGAUUUAGAAAAUAUUGAAUCUUUACAUCAAAUAUAUGAAAUUAUACGUUCAAUAUUUUAUUUAAAUAAAUCAAGUCUAUUUGAAAUAUUAUUUAGUGAAGAAUUUAUAAUGGAUAUUAUCGGUUGUUUAGAAUAUGAUUCACAAUUAAAUUAUAAUGAUAAACGUAAUUAUAGAGAAUUUUUAGAUACAAAAGCCACAUUUCGAGAAGUUAUACCAAUUGUUAAUCAAGAAUUAUUAGCAAAAAUUCAUCAAACAUUUAGAGUACAAUAUAUACAAGAUGCAAUUUUACCAGCACCAAGUUUAUUUGAAGAAAAUUUAUUAUCAACAAUGAAUAGUUUUUUAUUUUUUAAUAAAGUUGAUAUUGUGACAUUAUUAUAUGAAGAUCCAAAAUUUCUUAGUCAAUUAUUUUCAACAUUAAAAGAUGAAAAUUUAUCAGAUGAUAAACGUAAAGAUCUUAUGUUAUUUCUUAAAGAAUUUUGUGUUUUUUCACAAACAUUACAACAACAAAAUAGAGAUAAUUUUUUUCAAGCACUUGCCACUCAUGGUAUAUUGAAUGUCAUACAAGUAAUGCUUAGUCUGGAUGACACGACAACAAAACAAGCCGCACUUGAUGUAUUUGCUUCAAUAGUUGAAUGUAAUCCAUCAACAGUUCGUGAAUAUAUGUUACAAGAAACACAAUCAACACAAGAUGAUGACGAAUUACUUCUCAAUCUUGUUAUAAGUGAAAUUCAAAGUGAUCCAGAUCCAGAAUUAAGUGGUGCACUUAAUCUAAUGAAUUAUCUUAAAUUAUUAAUUGAUCCUGAAAAUAUGAUGGCUGUAUCAAUAAGUGAAAAAACCGAAUUUCUAUCAUUUUUUUAUUUUCGUUCAAUGUCUGUAUUACUUGCUCCACUUAUGGCUAAUUCAUCUGAUCUUAAAUUAGCUCGAGAUGAUUUUCAUAUAGCUCAAUUGCAAAAUUUAAUUCUUGAUUUUGUUACAUUUUGUGUUGAACAUCAUACAUAUCAUAUGAGAAAUUUUCUUAAUAAAAAAGAUUUAUUACGACGUGUACUUGUAUUAUUAAAAUCUAAACAUCAAUUUCUUCAACUUAGUGCACUUCGAUUUUUGCGAAAAAUUGUUGGCCUUAAAGAUGAACAGUACAAUGUAACAAUUGUUCGCAAUAAUUUGUUUGCACCUAUUGUUGAUGCAUUUAAAUCUAAUAAACGACGGUAUAAUUUAUUAAAUUCAGCUUUAAUUGAAUUGUUUGAAUUUAUUCGACAUGAAGAUAUAAAAAUAUUAAUAAAUUAUUUCGUUGAAAAUUUCUAUUCCGAUUUUGAAAAUGUAACUUAUGUUAAAACAUUUCAUGAUUUAAAAUUACGUUAUGAUGCUCAUAGAGAUCGACGAGAACGAAUGCUUAAUGAUAAUUCACCGAUAGGUUCUUCACGUUUGCACGACAAUCUGAAUAAUAGUCAUUUAUUACCUAUUCAACAUUUUCAUCAAUCUCAACGUCUUCGAAAAGAUGAACGAGAUCUUGAUGCUGAAGAAGAAAACUGGUUUAAUGAUGAUGGUGAUGAAAAUAAACUAUCAUUAAUUAAUCAUGGUACAUUAUUUAAUGGUGGCUCGGAUGAUGAAGACAGUCAACCAGAAAUAAGUGGGAAUAGUAGUGCAAUUUCAACUAAUGAACCAAUGCGACUUCAUCAUCUUUCCGUAGAUAAUGAAGAUGAUGGAUUGCCAAUGGCGUCUACCGAAAAAAAAUCAAGAUCAUCACGUUCUCAGUAUAAUAAACCAGUAAUCAGUAUUCAUAUUCGACGUUCACCGAUAUCUUCUGUUGGUCAAUUACCUCCAUCAUCUUCCUCAUCAUCUACAAGUUCUGAACAUGAUUCAACAACACUUCGAGUUGAGAUUCCUCAAUCUACAACAAAUGGUUCUCCAACUUCAUCACCUCGGCCAAUUGAGCCAACAUCUACCUUUGCUAUGAGUCCUGGUUUAUCGAGUAUUGCCGAUCAGUAUAAUGAUGAUGAAAAUGAACAAGAAGAAGACGAAAGUGAAAACGAUGUGUCUGUAAAAUCAAAUCAAUCCAAUGAAAAUAGUAGUAACAGUGAUUUAUGCACAUCAACAACACGUAAACGUAAAAUUGAGGAAGAUAAUAAUAAUAAUCAUAAUGAUAAUGAACAAUAUUCUUCAUCAAUAUCGAAUGAUACUAAUAUAUCUUUAUCAAAUGACAAUAAUACUGAACAAACUAAAGUAUUUAAACGGAGUAAUGAUGAAUUAGCAAAGUGA
This is a messenger RNA of Rotaria sp. Silwood1, 2868 nucleotides long. Lineage: Eukaryota; Metazoa; Rotifera; Eurotatoria; Philodinida; Philodinidae. The record is from the annotation of a GenBank genome assembly.